UCAUCCAACAAGCCAACACUACCUCAGGAGAAGAUAAGACCGCUCACAAGUCUAGACCAUCCCCAAAGUCCUUUUUAUGACCCUGAAGGAGGUUCCAUUAAAUCAGUAGCCAGAGUUGUCAUUGAGAGGAUUGCGCGAAAGGGAGAACAGUGCAAUAUUCUUCCUGAUAGCAUUGAUGACAUUGUUGCAGAUCUUGCUGCAGAAGCUCCAGAAGAUGAAGAUGAUACUCCUGAAACCUGCAUCUAUUCGAACUGGUCUCCCUGGUCAGCCUGUAGCUCUUCCACAUGUGAAAAGGGCAAGCGGAUGAGGCAGAGAAUGCUCAAAGCCCAGCUUGACCUCAGUGUGCCUUGUCCAGAAACUCAGGACUUCCAGCCUUGUAUGGGCCCAGGCUGUAGUGAUGAAGAUGGCUCCACAUGCAUGAUGUCUGAGUGGAUAACGUGGUCCCCUUGUAGUGUAUCUUGUGGCAUGGGAAUACGAUCGAGGGAGCGAUAUGUGAAGCAGUUCCCGGAUGAUGGCUCCAUGUGCAAAGUGCCUACAGAAGAAACCGAGAAAUGCAUUGUAAAUGAAGAAUGUUCUCCUAGCAGUUGCCUGGUAACCGAAUGGGGAGAGUGGGAUGAAUGCAGUGCCAGCUGUGGGAUGGGAAUGAAGAAGAGACACAGAAUGAUCAAGAUGACCCCGGCAGAUGGAUCCAUGUGCAAAGCAGAAACCACAGAAGCUGAGAAAUGCAUGAAUCCCGAAUGCCAUACCAUUCCCUGCCUGCUUUCUCCUUGGUCUGAAUGGAGCGACUGCAGUGUCACUUGUGGAAAGGGGAUGAGGACCAGGCAACGGAUGCUAAAAUCUGCUGCAGAGCUUGGAGAUUGCAAUGAAGAACUAGAACAAGUAGAGAAAUGCAUGCUGCCAGAGUGUCCAAUUGACUGUGAUCUGACAGAAUGGUCUCAGUGGUCUGAAUGCAAUAAGUCUUGUGGGAAAGGCCAUAUGAUCAGGACAAGAAUGAUCAAAAUGGAACCUCAGUUUGGAGGAGCGCCAUGCCCAGAAACUGUACAGCGUAAAAAAUGCCGAAUAAGAAAAUGCUUGAGAAACCCCAAUAUUGAGAAAAGGCGCUGGAAAGAAUCUCGGGAGAAAAGGAGGAGUGAACAAGCGAAAGAAGAUGUCGAUGGUGGACAAUUCCCAGGUUGUAAAAUGAAGCCAUGGACUGCUUGGUCAGAAUGCACCAAACUGUGUGGGGGUGGAAUCCAGGAGAGGUUUAUGACCGUCAAGAAGCGUUUCAAAAGCAGUCAGUUCACUAGCUGCAAAGACAAGAAGGAAUUAAGAGCCUGCAAUGUUCAUCCCUGUUAGCAAACCGAAGUCUUUUGAAUAAUGCACUCCUGAGCUAAAUGUAAAAAAAAAUCAACCUUGGUUUGAUUUUUUUUAAAGAAAAGAGAAAAUAUAUAAAUUGUGUAUAUUAGUCUUCAUUUUUUGCAGUGUGGUUUGCUUAAUUAGUCUUGCUGGUGCAAGAGAUCUAUUUUAUAAAUACUUCCUUACAAAUAUCUGCUGAGAGUAGUUCCUUAAUGCUCCAGCUAGCCCUUAACGCAUAAAACUAGUGAAGUCAUUGUGAAAUCUUAUAACACUGAAAUUAUAGACAUAUCUGUGUGGACAAACCAUAAUCAUAAAAAUAGUCCCUGUAAAUACUAGGGAUGCAUGCAAAAAUGAUACUGCAAACCUAAAUAUUUGGAAACCAUUUUCAAAAUAUUCAAAGCAGUGCCUCUGUGUUUAUACAGCUGUGCCAAGGAAUUACUUUAAUAAUACUACAGGUGCAUAUUGAUCUUCAACCAUCAGCAAUGUAAAAAAAAUGGUAUUUAUAGCAAUCCUUUGACAAUAUCCCUUUUCUCCUUCCUGCAAUUACUUAGACCCCUAUUAAAUAAAUCACCUUAUGAUUGUUUCCAUUAAGAAAGGAAAGCAAAUAUAAGCUGCCCAGAUAUUGAAGAGUCAUGAGGAACAAUUUUCCAUCUGUAAGCCAAGUGUUAAUUAGCCAGUAAGCUGCAUUUAAAAAUAUCUUCCAUACUCUCUCACAGUCGUAUGCUAGGUGAUAAAGUACAGGAAAAUAUCCUCCCUUAGUAAGUUCUCUUUGCAUGCAACAUUGCUAGGCAAAUACAUUUCAGAAGCUUGAGGGGAAAUUGUGGACUUUGACAGAGUUAUCCAGUGUAAAUAAACAAUAUAAAUACUCAUAAAAGAUGUGAAUCUACCCAGCUCUAAAGUAGCUGAUCUUAUUCUAUCCACCAAGUCCAGGAAGAAUUAAAGAACGUUUUAUUUUGUUUGGUUCAGAAUUUACUUUUCCUUCUUUGUCACACAGCAAUUUAAUUUGGCUUCUAUUCCUCUUACCUAAAUGUCACUGCAUUCAUCAUGUUUUUGCUUUAUUUUUCUACUCUGCAACUCCGUGGUCAUAGUGAACAAAGCACAUGCAGAAAAUAGCUGCUUUGUGGGAACAUGGUGUUACUAAUUUCCAAGCAUGCACACCCCUACUCACAAAGUGCAAAGGAAAAAGCAUAGCUAUUUGAAAAAUGUCAUGAAGUUGAAGGAUUAAAUAAAUGCCAGUACCACUGACAGGUUCCUUAGGGACAUCUUAGGAAUGAAGAUGAAAGCUCCUAUAUUUGUAUUAUAAAAUUUUAUUACAGGCUUAUAGCUUGAACUUUUAGAUUUCAGCUUCCAUAAUCCCUAGUCAACACAGAUGGUUGAAAAGACCGCCAUCAAAAAAAUCAGAUUGUCUGUCCUGUCUGCAAUUUAAUACAUAAUUAUGUGACAUGUCUUGCAAAUGAAAAACAAGAUAGCUUAAAUUAAUGAAUGCCAAAUGCCAGUAUACAUUAGAUCCCAAAACAGAAAAUUAUAACUUAAAAGCAUGAAGCCAGAUCAUGUCAAGCAGGAAUUGGGUCAAUAUAUUUAUAGAAUUAACUGGCUUGGCCUUUUUAGAUAGCAGAAAUUCUUAGCACCUUAGGGGCACAAGGGUGGCCAUAAGGGGAUUUUUAGUUUCCAAAGAUUAGCAAAAUUCUUUUCCCCUAAAGAUUUAUGUACAGGUACAUAUACUUUCAUUCAUCACUUCCAUAUGACCACACAAUCUUCCUUUUUAUGAAGUUUCCAAAGUUCCUCCAUCUAAAUCUAGAUAAGGCUAUGGCUCAACUAGGUUGCUAGAAAUGUACCCUCAUAAAUUAUAUUACAAUUAUUGUACUUUUUCAUUCUGAACAGCCAGAUAUUUUUUAAUGUAACUCACCCAAAAACACUGGAGUCCAAGGCAGAGAGUGAACAUAGGAGUUCUAUAGGUCCAGCAUAUGGGCACGUAUAGAGCAGAAACAUCUUGAAACAGCAAAUAUUUUUCAAGUUGCUAUCAGUAUUGGAAUCCCCGGUCUUCAGAUAUUAAAAGUUCUUUUGUUUUAUGAUGAUAAAUUAGUCAUCCGUCCAAUCAAAAUAUGCAUAAAAUGUGUACACUCCUGAUGAAUUUAACUGCAACAAACAGUUCCUUUUAUUCUGUGAUGUAUUAAAUAUUGGUGACUGUCUUAGAAGAGUGUUGGCUCUAGUGAACUAAGUGCAAACACUGCGCCUGAUUUUAGAGGAAUUCAGAAUUGGUAUUUCACUGGGGGCAAUAUUUGACUGACAGAAUUGUGGCACAGUUGCCUUUAAUUUCUUUAAUGUCUAAUAGUAUUAGGAAUGGUUGGCCAACUUUUCAAAGGAUUGCUAUCAGAAAGCAUGACAAAGCUUGCAGAUGAAUAUAAUUUCCAUCUUAUAUCAGUAGUUGCCCCAGUUCAUACUAAAAAAAAAAGAAAAUAUUCUAAUUUGUUUCAAAGGGAUUUUUGUCUUGAAGCUUGUGACUCUUCACAGAAUAAUACAUAAAAAGUAUCAGAAGAAAAUGAAGGGAAAAACCAGAAGAAAUCCAAUCCAAUUAUAGUUAUUCCAUUAUUUUAAUUAUGGACUUUAAUUAAGAUUACCUUGUACCACUGAAUUUAGAAGAAUUUAAUUAUAUCUAAUGUAUUGAAACCCUUAAGAUUUCUGUGUUAAAAAAAUGAACCCAUUGUAAUAUGGAAUACAUAUUUCUGAAUUGCUACAAACCUUGUAAUAAUGUUGGGUCCACAUCAACCAACUAAAAUAUAUGGAGGGUUGUUUUUUUUUUUUUACAGUAAUUCAUGUCUCUUGCACACUUGAGAACCAAAAUGCAGGUAUACAGCAGCUAUAAAAUUUUAUACACCUCACUAACCAUUUAUUAACAUUGGUAUAUCUUCUUGUUCCUCUUUGUUGUUGUUGUUUUUUAAAAAAAUAAUCUGUAGAAACUUUACAAGCAAUGAACAGAAAUGCUGGGGGGGGGAAUUAUAUGUACAAUAGGUUUUAAUAAAAGCUACUUGGUUUUUUUAAAAAAAAUUCAGAAAAGACCCUCUUUUAUUUUAAGUUUUCUUGUUAUUUUGGGUUCGCAAUGAAAUUUUUGAGAAAACUGUUAUGGAUAUAUUUCCUACCAAAGUCUUGUGUAGAUGUUUUGUAUGUAGUUGUCUGGCUAACACAUUAUUAUUUUGGAAUAAAGACAUCUUUACUAUAAAAA
Thamnophis sirtalis is the source of this 4555-nucleotide messenger RNA. NCBI's taxonomy places the organism in Eukaryota, Metazoa, Chordata, Lepidosauria, Squamata, Natricidae. The record is from RefSeq and is a predicted model, not a curated record.